Molecule: messenger RNA, 1304 nt
Organism: Arabidopsis lyrata subsp. lyrata
Lineage: Eukaryota; Viridiplantae; Streptophyta; Magnoliopsida; Brassicales; Brassicaceae
Product: putative GATA transcription factor 13
Exons: 3
Coding region: 126-1088 (320 amino acids)
Biological process (GO): regulation of DNA-templated transcription
Molecular function (GO): sequence-specific DNA binding; zinc ion binding
Source: RefSeq, a predicted model, not a curated record
CUAAAUCCCCAAUUUCGGACAAAUUAGAUUCUCUUCUCUCUUUGUCUCUCUCUAUAUCUUUCCCUUGCUCGUGCUUGGGGAAUGUGUUCUUUGUAAUCAGCUACUGUAUCAGAAGUAGGUGACAAAUGAGUAACGGUUCGUGGUUACCUGAAGAGGACUUCAAGGGUCUAUCGGAUAACUUCUUUGAUAAUCUCAUUGAUCCUAAUGAUGAUUUUUCUCUAGAAGACAUCGAGACUGCCGAUGAUGAGGGAGAUUGGGAUGCCGGGUUUCAAAACCUCGUACCUCCACCAUUGGAUGUGCUAACGAGUUUGUCCUCUGAGUUUUCUUGCAAUGGACAGCGUGUGCCAGUCCAGAAGCCUGUACCCAGUUUGAAGCAGUCGUGUUCUUCGGAAGUUUCUACUGUUGACAACUCCCCUUCUGAUGUCAAAGUCUCAAAGCUAUUUCAAUCCUCAAGCCCAGUCUCAGUUCUUGAGAAUACCAACGGUUCUGUCUCAUCCCUAAACCUACACAGAGCUCUGAAACUGGCCUUUCCCCUGAAAGGCAUCAGAAGCAAGCGCAAACGCCCCACACUGCUGAGAGUUACAUUCCUCCAGGCAUUUGGAUUCGAAAUGUCUCAGCAGUUUGCUCCGGAUGAAUCAGAAUCUGAAAUUAACCUCUCUUCUGAGAUAUCCGCCAACAAAAAACGCAAGAGGAACAAGAGUCGUCCCACCCACCAGGUCCAUAACACUCCAAAACCAUUUAACUCAGGUGGGAGAGUCCAGAAAUGCACUCAUUGUGAGACAACCAAUACCCCCCAGUGGAGGGAAGGACCCAGUGGUCCUAAAACCCUCUGCAAUGCUUGCGGAGUCCGGUUCAGAUCAGGCCGUCUUGUCCCAGAAUACCGUCCAGCAUCAAGCCCGACCUUCAUCCCAACUGUGCAUUCAAAUAUGCACAGGAAGAUCAUACAGAUGAGAAGCAAAGAUGAAGGCCAGUUUGAUACCAGAAAGAUCCGUGCUGUGACAUCCGGAGCAGAGACUAAACCAGGGCUUUGUAACUUCGGCAGACCAAUGAGUUUGGUCAAUGAAAAACAAAAUUGUGAGGAUCUGUAGAAUUGGUUAACUAUCUCUCAAAGACUGAUGUUCUCAUAAAACUAGGGUCUAGUGUUUGUCUUUUUUCUUUUCGUUUUUAUCUGAUGCUGAGAGUUUAGGAUUUUUGUUGAAAUUUAGGGUCUUAGACUCUUAGUGUUGUUUAAUUAUAUGGUUAUGUUUGAAAGAAGAUGUUUGGCUGAUAUCUAUUUUAUCAUAAUGUAAUGCUCCUUAGGUCCA